This is a messenger RNA of Esox lucius (northern pike), 1074 nucleotides long. Its product is annotated as vegetative cell wall protein gp1-like. The annotation marks the transcript as partial. The transcript has a single exon. The record is from RefSeq and is a predicted model, not a curated record. NCBI's taxonomy places the organism in Eukaryota, Metazoa, Chordata, Actinopteri, Esociformes, Esocidae.
CCCCCGUCUCCUGCUCCCCCGCCGGCCGUCAACCCUCCGCCGGCUCCCCCGGCUCCUGUUCCUCCGCCGGCUGCCGACCUGCCGCCGGCUCCUAUUCCCCCGCCGGCUCCCCCGUCUCCUAUUCCUCUGCCGGCUCCUGUUCCUCCACCGGCUCCCCUGUCUCCUAUUCCUCCGCCGGCUCCACCGGCUCCUGCUCCUCCGCCGGCUCUCCCGCCGGCUCCGGACCCUCCGCCGGCUCCCCCGGCUCCUGCUCCUCCACCGGCUCCUAUUCCCCCGCCGGCUCCCCCGUCUCCUAUUCCUCUGCCGGCUCCUAUUCCUCCGCCGGCUCCCCCGGCUCCUACUCCUCCGCCGGCUCUUCCGCCGGCUCCGGACCCACCGCCGGCCCUUCCGCCGGCUCUGGACCCUCCGCCGGCUCCCCCGGCUCCUGCUCCUCCGCCGUCUCUUCCGCCGGCUCCGGACCCACUGCCGGCCCUUCCGCCGGCUCCGGACCCUCCGCCGGCUCCCCCGGCUCCUGCUCCUCCGCCGUCUCUUCCGCCGGCUCCGGACCCACCGCCGGCCCUUCCGCCGGCUCCGGACCCUCCGCCGGCUCCCCCGUCUCCUACUCCUCCGCCGGCUCUUCCGCAGGCUCCUGACCCUCCGCCGGCUCCCCCGUCUCCUAUUCCUCCGCCGGCUCCCCCGGCUCCUACUCCUCCGCCGGCUCUUCCGCCGGCUCCAGACCCUCCGCCGGCUCCCCCGGCUCCUGCUCCUCCACCGGCUCCUAUUCCCCCGCCGGCUCCCCCAUCUCCUGCUCCUCCGCCGGCUCCUACUCCUCCGCCGGCUCUUCCGCCGGCUCCUGACCCUCCGCCGAUUUCCCCGUCUCCUGCUCCUCCGCCGGCUCUUCCGCCGGCUCCUGCUCCUCUGCCGGCUCCUAUUCCCCCGCCGGCUCCCCCGUCUCCUGCUCCUCCGCCGGCUCUUCCGCCGGCUCCUGACCCUCCGCCGGUUUCCCCGUCUCCUAUUCCUCCACCGGCUCCCCCGGCUCCUGCUCCUCCGCCGGCUGUCGACCCUAUGCCGGCUCCCCCGGCUCCUGCUCCUCCG